Molecule: messenger RNA, 1914 nt
Organism: Frankliniella occidentalis (western flower thrips)
Lineage: Eukaryota; Metazoa; Arthropoda; Insecta; Thysanoptera; Thripidae
Product: mucin-5B
Exons: 3
Coding region: 57-1523 (488 amino acids)
Biological process (GO): regulation of transcription by RNA polymerase II
Molecular function (GO): RNA polymerase II cis-regulatory region sequence-specific DNA binding; DNA-binding transcription factor activity, RNA polymerase II-specific; protein binding
Source: RefSeq, a predicted model, not a curated record
CGCCGGGCCGCAGUCUGCAUCGGGGCGCGCGCGGGGAAGGCAGGGCCGGCAGGGACAUGUACUCGCUGUACCGCUCGUGGCUGUCGCGGCCGGACAUGCACCACCCGGGGCCGCACGGGGUGCACGGCGUGCCCCACGGUCUGCCCCACGGCGUGCCGCUGCCCAGCGCGCUGCCGCUCGCCGACGUCGUCGUGGCCGUGGGUGACGGUACUCACCGCUACGCCGCGCACCGCGCCGUGCUAGCCGCCCACAGCGGGUACUUCAAGUCGGCCCUGGACCGAGACCCGGGCUCCGCUUACUUGGCAGUCAGCUCCGUCACCCCGGAGGCCUUGGUUCCCCUGCUCGGCUACAUGUACACGGGCUACCUCGACAUCGGCGGCGACAAUAUCUACGACGUGCUCCUGGCCGCCGGCUACCUGCACAUGCCCCGAGCCGUCGAGUGGUGUCGGAACUUCCUCCUGGCGCACCAGCCCGCUGCCCUGGACAACGCUGGGACCACCGCCAGGUCCACCCUCGUGAAGCCCAUCCCCGGGCUGCCGUGGCGUCCAGCCCUGGGCGCGCCGCCCGCACCGCCGCAGCCGCCCGCGACCCACAUGAUCCUGCCCACGGCGGAGCACAGCCCCUUCCGCGCGCCUUUCCUCGCACCCAGUCCCACGGCCGUGGUCACCCUCGGCAGCGCGCCCAAACGUGGACGCAGCCCCAGCCCAUCCUCCAGCGCGGGGUCGCCGGCAAAGAGGCUCAGCGGGGAGGACAAGGAGCGAUCCAAGCAGGCCACCACGGUCAAGUGCGACCACAGGAGCCCGUCAACACUCUUAGCUGAGCGAUCGCCCGAGCCCUCCAGCACCCUGACCUCGACGACAUCGUCGUCUUCGUCGUCCUCAACGGCGCCGACGCCGUCCAAGACAACCGCCAGCACCUCCGCGCCGUCCUCUUCUAGUACGACAACGGCUACCACCACGGUCGUCACCGGCAAAGUGGUGGUGGACGUGGCCUGUUGCGACGGCCCCGUCCGCUUUCACCGGGUGCUCAACACCAGCUACGGCCACGAGGAUGCCGACCAGGGUGCGACCGACAGUGGUGAAGCGUCCGACGAGAACCAGCUCCAUCAGCGGAUGCACGUCCCAGGCGCGGCGCAACUCCGGCGAGCACGUAGGAUGGCGGAGCGUGGACCACACACGGAUGUCAACACCACUGCCGACGGCGUUGCCGCCGCCACCACCACCAACGAGUACGUCUGCCACUACUGCAACCACACGUUCAAGAGCCACUACUGCUACCAGAAGCACGCUCGGCGCCACAUCAACCCCCUCACGCCCGGCGCCAAGCUCACCGAGGUGCAGGCGCCACCCGCGGCCGCGCGCGCGCCGGCCAAGCCCCUCGACAUGAACGUGCAGUACUACCCUUGUAAAACGUGCGGCGCCAAGUUCCCGAGCUACUACUUUGUGCACAAGCACCGCAAGCUCUGCCACUCGGGCGAGGAGGGCGACGCCGCAGCCGGGCGCGAGGCCCUCGACAAGGACUAGCAGCGAGCUCAACCUCAACGCCUACAAGCCUGUUCCAGUGCACGAGUAUAGAGGAUUCUUGAGACUUUUCUUCAUCGAGUGCUAUUGUGAUUACUGUCUCGUCGCUUGACUUCUACGUUACUGAUUUCAAUGACUGUUCGUGGGGUGGAAUGGCUGACGUUACCCCACGCAAAGAUUACUUCACGGGUCAAGAGACUUGUCCCUGAGCAUGGAGUAUCGCCAGCCAUCGCACCCCUUUUGGCAUGCCGAUACCCCACGCAAGAGAAGCAAUGUAAAUAAAUCUUAUGUGCCAAUCUAUGCAAUGAUAAGAAUAUCAGAAAAACAUAUCUGCUGUAAGUAGUGUUCAGGAAGUAGUUGUAAAUAAAUGAAUUUUUAAUGGAGAAAUAAAAAA